GGUAGUAUAAUCAAUAAAAUAUGAGGUUUUCAGCGGUGGAAAAACGACUUUUUUGCACUACGGUAUUAUUGCUUGCCCUGGUACUGGCCGGCAUUCAUCUGUUGUCAGACUCCAACGUGUCUGAGGAUAGGAGUGGAAACAUUAUUCGAGUGUUGCCAGAAAUGAACAUGGAACUAGAUCAGGAGAGUACACUUGAAAAACUUCAAUUAAAUUCAAAAUUGAGGACAACAGAAAAAAUUCGACGGGAAGUAAAACCAACACAAGUUAACAACAGGAGAAACAUUUCUAAUUCACACAAUAAGGAUUUUAUUGUUGUUGGAAUUCCUACGAUAGAAAGACCAAAGGGUACGAACUACUUGGAGCAAACAUUAGACUCUUUGUUGACAAAUAGGGUAAACUUUGAUAGAGUCAUUUUUGUGGUAUACAUUGGAGAUACUGACAAGAAUCGAGUAGAGAAAGUCAAAGAGUCUAUCUUGGAAAAACACUCGAAAGAAGUUGAAAAAGGAUUGAUUCAUAUCAUACAUCCGGCAGCAGAUAUUUAUCCAGAUUGGGAAAAGGACAUGAAAAUUACUUUAGGCGAUCCUCGCCGUCAGGUCAAAUGGAGAUCAAAACAAAACUUGGAUCAGGCGUAUUUAAUGAAUUAUGCGUAUAAUCUGCAACCCAAGUAUUAUCUAAGUCUUGAAGAUGAUGUUUUAGCGGUUGAAAAUUAUUUAGAGACAAUUUACAAGUAUGCAGAAUCAGAAAUGAAGGAUGAUAUUAUAAUUAUAUCCUAUUGUAAAUGGGGAGCAAUAGGAAAAUUAUUUUCUGCCAAGUUUUUGCCGACAUUAGUUCAAUAUCUAAGAACAUUUUGGAAUUACAAACCAUUAGAUUGGUUAUUUUCUGAUUUACUUCAUAUUCUUGCAUGUCGAUAUCCACCAACAAAUUGCGAAAAGGAUAUUAAUUCGAAAAAACUAGAUUAUCCUAAAGAGUUAUUCGAACAUAAAGGAAUGGUGUCGUCUCUCGUGAAAAACACAACUUGAACAACGCAAGUACCGACAUCACAAAGCAAUGAUCAUUGCACGUAUAAUAUGAAUACCGAAGAUAUCAGCCAAAAUUUUCCGCUAAACCACUACGUUACAAUAAAACAGUUCAUCGUUCAGUAAAACAGUUCAUCAGUAAUGGCGGUGAAGCGCUGAAUAGUGAGUGAGGACGAUUAUUGGACACGAAAACAGUUAUUUUUAUGUAUUUCAAAAAUUUUUGUUGUCUUCAUGGGAUUUGUUUUUCACGUCGAAGUUUUGUAUGAUGACUCCACCAAAAUUAAAAAUUGCGCACUGUGUCGUGGUCCCGUCAUCACAUCUCAGUGAUUUGAAGGUAAGGCCACAAUGGACUAGGACUACCGGAACUGUAAGAGAUUUGAUACUACUUUGUUUUGGCUUUCGCGUCCGCAUAUUUGAGCAUAUCGCUCUCUUGUUUAUUUAUAUAUUCAUAUUCUUAUCUGAAACUUUCAAUGAAAAUAUUGGAUCCGGCUUCAAAAUUGAAAAUCCCGGUUUAAACUUACAUUUCUGGAAACACAUACCCUCUUUUGCGUUAGUAGUCUUAACGCACAGUUUGACAACUUUUUUUUUAUCUAUUUUUGUGCUAUUUUUAUCUUUCAAAUCAGUAAAUAAAAUAAACUCUCUCUCUACGGAGUAGAAUUAGACGUAACCGCAGUCGGAAAUCCGUACGUUGAGAGCUAAUCAGCGAGAGAUGUAGAGAAGGCGAC
Messenger RNA from Styela clava, 1741 nucleotides. RefSeq names its product alpha-1,3-mannosyl-glycoprotein 4-beta-N-acetylglucosaminyltransferase A-like. Gene Ontology annotation, biological process: protein N-linked glycosylation. Gene Ontology annotation, molecular function: acetylglucosaminyltransferase activity. NCBI's taxonomy places the organism in Eukaryota, Metazoa, Chordata, Ascidiacea, Stolidobranchia, Styelidae. The record is from RefSeq and is a predicted model, not a curated record.